UUUCAGAAUGAAAAGAUAUAUUUAAUGUUACAAUCUCCUGUUUAUCUACAUAUAUAUCUAGGUUUUACUUGCAUAAGCACAUACGGGUAUUCCCGUUUAAAUCUGGAUGAGUUUAAUUUUCCACGUCGUGAGGCCCUUCAUGUUAAAUGGCAUAAUGAUGCUCGAGAAAUACCGUCUACUUCGUCAAGAGUUCUUCAAGAUAGCUGAACCAUUUAUUGACAGUGAUAUUUUAGAAAAGCUGAAAUUACAUUUCGCGCGCAAUAUUGAUUCGAAACGUAAAUUAAGCAAGGUGACAGAUCUGCAAAUAUUAAUAAGGCUGCUAGAGAAACGAAAUAUUAUCAGUUAUGACAAAAUAGAGCCAUUGCGAUACAUAUCAAAGAGAUUUAUUGGCGAUUCAAGCUUGGAAAAUAGUCUGAUUGAUUAUGAAAAUUGGUUGAAGACUGUGCCGCUGUUACAUGUAUAUAAUAUGUAUCAAAAUGAUGAAGCUUCAUUGUCAUCAACAAUCUCAGAGUCCACAUCUAAUUCUAACUUAUCUCAAUAUCUAUCAACAGUAGAAAGAGCUGAGUCACUCAAUCAAAUUACACAACAUUGUCCUGGGCAGGAAGAAAGAAAUAUUAAUAAAAGAAAAUGGCUACAACAAAGAGUGUUAUUGCAACUCAAAGACAGACUGGGUCGAUCCUGGAGAGAUGUAGCUAGAUAUUUAGAUAUCAGAGAAUGUGAAAUUGAUGUUGUAGAAAAGAAAUAUCCCUUUGAUAUGAAGGAGCAAUGUUAUGAAAUUUUGCAAAUUUAUAUUUCGCAAUCCGACACCGAACGAUGGGCGAUAAAUUUAAUACGUGCUUUAGAAAAAGGAAGACGUAGAGAUCUUAAGGAACUUGUAGAAGAAUUAGUAUUGAAAGAUAAGAAUAUAUGACAGAAAUAUUUUUUAUACA
This is a messenger RNA of Nylanderia fulva, 929 nucleotides long. RefSeq names its product fas-associated death domain protein (gene Fadd). NCBI's taxonomy places the organism in Eukaryota, Metazoa, Arthropoda, Insecta, Hymenoptera, Formicidae. The record is from RefSeq and is a predicted model, not a curated record. Gene Ontology annotation, biological process: signal transduction. Gene Ontology annotation, molecular function: protein binding.